Molecule: messenger RNA, 1325 nt
Organism: Doryrhamphus excisus (bluestripe pipefish)
Lineage: Eukaryota; Metazoa; Chordata; Actinopteri; Syngnathiformes; Syngnathidae
Source: RefSeq, a predicted model, not a curated record
UCCGGUUCCCUUUACUAGUUUUUAAUACAUUGAUUUUGCUGUAAGCUUGGAAUGAGUUAACGGCACAGACACUAUGAGAAGCAUAGUUUACCUAUUAUAUAUAUUGUAACCAGAAAUUACGCUGGUUUAACUGAACCUAACAUCAAAUUGUUUCACCAGUGCCGAGCGGAUCAUUCUGUCACCUUUAAUGGAGCAACAUACCAAAGCGAGCUAAAUACACUUGCUAUUUGUGGCGCUCCAGCCACUUCGAACUGGCAACCAGUCGUCUUCGUUUUAAGUCUUCUAUGCCGGCUAAUAUGGCACACAGGAAAGAAGUCUUCCAGUCGAAGGUACUCCAGAAGCUUUACCCUGCAACCCCUGAAUUGGAAAAGGAACCAAGCUCACCGUGUCUAGUGGAUGCUUUAGCCAAUAAUAAAUAUAAGAAAAGAAAAGCUUCUCACACUCACAGUAAUGCUGAAAUGACACACAGUGCAAUGAAAAGCAGGCGCAUGUACACUGCCCUGCCCCCACCUGCAGACUACAAUGCUGAUUCUGGGACAUCUGUCACCCUUCCCCAGCCUGAAAACAUAAAUAGCGUGGAGGCUCCAUCUGAACACAACUUACAAGAGUUUGGUGAAGAGCUGGAACAAGAUUUAGGAACAGAUGAACCGAAAAGAAGAAGGAAAAAAAGAAAAAAGAGACAGAAUCUUGAGGGAGACUUGAGGAAUGAUGGAAUGGCUCCAAAUAAAGACAUUGGUCAAAAUGGGAUGCCAGCUGAUGAGGAAGCGGUGCGUGUUAGCCGGAACAAGAGGAGGAAACUGAAGAAGAAACGGCACAAAGAGAAGCUGCUCUCAAUGGGCUUGAUGCCUCGGGCGUCUGCCCUGGAGUUUACAUACCAGAAACAACAAGAGGAGAAGGACGAGGAGAAUGAUGAUGUGACGAGAGUGGCAGGUGGCAGAUUUUCUCCGGACCAUGAUGAAAAUCUAGAACCUUCCUCAGUUGUCCAGGUGUCGCAGGGUCCUUUGAGCAGCAUCACCAGUGGAAGUAGGCACACCUUCCUCCUGAAGCAGGCCCACACCAUCCUUAUUCAACACAAGGAGAGCGACAGACUAGAAACGGCACUGCAGUACCUCUGCAACAGCACUCCUGAUGAAAGCACUUUGGUUGCAACGUUGUUCCAGUACUGUAUAACAGACAUUCUUCCCAUGAAGAGAAGAAAUGACUCCCACAGCUACUGACACUAUGUAAGGAUGAACUCUUGCCUUAUUUUCAUAUUGGAAAAUCUAUUCUGUCUGAAUUCUUUUGCAUCACACAACAAUAAAAUGAAACAUUCUGCUCAGUCCAAA